This is a messenger RNA of Symsagittifera roscoffensis, 2504 nucleotides long. RefSeq names its product disintegrin and metalloproteinase domain-containing protein 10-like. Gene Ontology annotation, biological process: Notch signaling pathway; membrane protein ectodomain proteolysis. The record is from RefSeq and is a predicted model, not a curated record. Gene Ontology annotation, cellular component: plasma membrane. The transcript has 5 exons. Lineage: Eukaryota; Metazoa; Xenacoelomorpha; Acoela; Convolutidae. Gene Ontology annotation, molecular function: metalloendopeptidase activity. The coding region runs from base 40 to 2334 and encodes 764 amino acids.
UUGCCUUUUGUUUCCUUGUUGACUACUUCCAGGUUCACAAUGCACUUAUAUAGGGUAGAUCGGCUUAGCGUUUUCGUUUGUAUCCUGGCACAUGGUAUCAGCAUGCAACUUGUAUCUGGGAACAAAUUGAUAGAGAAAUACGAAGAGCUGACUUCCGAUAGAAUUAGCUACACCUUCAACUCACGACACUCAAGACGUAGUGCGAUGUACACUGCAUCCGCUGACCACUUGGACGAUGAUUUGGUCAUUCGGUUGGUCCUCUCUGGAAAUCCUUACUCGCUGCUACUCACUAAAGUCCAGCCGCCGGUGAGACGCCAUAACAACGUAACUGUGAAUGGAAAGCGAGUAGACGUGGACAGGUUCUACUCUGGUUUCGUAUCCGGACUGGCAUCGAAAUCGUCAGUUAGUGGCUUCAUAAACUCCAAGGGAAACUUCGAAGGUCACGUGACGAUCAGAAAUGUGACGUGGAUUCUGGAAUCUACCGAAGUAAUUUUUGGAAAAGAUUUGGACGAGGAUGUCAAAGAGCGGAGUCCAACUGUUGCUUUCAAAGAAACAGAUCUGAGUCCUGUGAACUUCAACGGGCUAUGCGGCAACAGCGGGGGAGAAAAAAGGCUGCCUCAGGAUUUCAAAUUUGACCGGCCCCAAAGAGACACCGUAACGUCAGCUCCUAGUCAUAACACGUGUGAAAUAUUAGUGGUCGUUGAUCAUAAGUUUAGCAAAGCAUAUAACGAUAAUUUCAACGAUAUCACCCAUGCAGUUUCAUAUUUCGUUAAAGAGGCCGAUAACAUUUUUGAAAACACAGUUUUCGAUGGGAAAAAAGGCUACGCAAUAACAAUUGGAAGGUUCGAAAUAUUCACUGAAGACAGAGUUAACGACGAUGACUAUCCGUUCAAAAAUUUGGGCGAAAAUGUGGGCUCAGGAGAUUUCCUGAGAGCUCUUUCGGAGAAAAGUAGAAAUACUCGCGAUUGGAACAGUGACUACUGUUUGGUGUUUGCGUUCACCGAUCGCGAUUUUGACAAUGUUUUGGGUGAAGCUUACACUGGAGGAACUUAUGGGGGUAUCUGCAAACUGUAUCGACAAGGUGUGGUGACAAUGAAGCUUCAAGGUGAGCGAAGAUCCAAGUUGUUAGUAUCUCUCACCUUCGCUCAUGAGGCAGGUCACUCGUACGGGGCGUCACACGACUCCGACGGAGCAUGCAUGCCCGGUGGCACGGAAGGAAACUACUUAAUGCACCCGAGCUCCCAGCCGGGUUCCUACGACAACAACAUCCUAUUCUCCCCCUGUUCCAGAGAGGAGAUCGGACGGCAUCUGGAAGAAAGUGGAUCGAGUGCGUGUUUCGUCCAGCCGAAAGGAGAGUUUUGCGGCAACAAUGUGGUGGAGGGAGACGAGGACUGCGAUUGUGGCUUCGCUGAUCCCGAUGGCAAGUGUUACGACAAGUGUUGUCAGCCUGCUUUUGCCGAGUUCAAGGCAACACAAUGCAAGUUGAAUGGAAAUGCGCGCUGUAGUCCGACAGCCGACGACUGCUGUAGCACCGACUGUCAACCUCUCGGCUCAAAUGUUCCGUGCGGACAGAGUGACGAAUGUGCAGUUCCGAGGAGUUGCCCCGGAGGAACAAACUCGAAGUGUCCUGAAAAACAGAAUAGAGACAAUGGCCAAUUGUGCAGCAAUGGGUCCAAAUCGUGUGUUGAUGGCAACUGUGUAGGAAGUGCAUGUUUAUCUCUUGGAACGAACUAUGAACAAUGCUCGUGUGAUGCCGACGAAAUAGAGAACUCAAAGGAAGUUAACUGCGUAGUGUGUUGCCGAGAGGCGAAUCCGGGUGCUGGGAUUUGCCAACCCAUUAAUGUGAUCGCACCAGAGCAGUGGGCGGACACUCUGCACAUAGGAGAGGGCGAUAUUUGUAGUUCUAAUGACGGAUAUUGUGACGUGUACCACAGGUGCAGGUCGUUUGUAGAAGAGGGAGCUCUGUUGAAGCUGAUAUCACAGCUGUUCAAUGCAGACAAGUGGUCUGACUUUGCGUUGCAGUAUUGGUGGGCCAUCAUUCUGGUAGCCAUAUCUCUAAUCAUAAUUGUCUCAGUGUUUGUCCAUUUCACCGCAAUCUACACGCCCACUCAAAACCCCAAUGUGAAACAAUACCAAGGACCCAAGUCUUAUAUGACGAAGCGGUAUGCGGGAAUGAGAGAAAGUCGAAGCAGGAAAAGCGAGUACGACGCUUCGGAUGCAGCCAAUCAGAAUGAAACUGAAAAGGAGAGGAGAUCUAGAAUGGCGCGGAUGACCAAUCAGAAAAGACACGUGGUCGUACCUUCUGGCGUGGAUAGACAAGCCAGCAGAAGCUAAAUCAAGAUAGACGAUAUAAAAAAUUGAAAACGCUAUGACUGCAUAUUUAAUAUGCGAAUCCCUGGCUUUAUCCUUGCUCGUUCUAUUUACACUAAACUAGUGUAUUAGUGCGAUUUGUUCAUUGGGGCUUUUGGCAGGUUUUUUUUCGGUCAGAACACAUUUUUUUAAAU